GCGAUGCACCCUAGGAGGCGCAGCCUUCCUUUCCCCCUGAACUGUCAGCUCGUGAGGGUUGGAACUGCAGAUUAUGGAGGUGCAUCAGAUCAGAGUGACCAGCAGCUGGACUGUGCCUUGGACCUAAUGAGGCGCCUGCCUCCACAGCAAAUCGAGAAGAACCUCAGCGACCUGAUCGACCUGGUCCCCAGUCUGUGUGAAGAUCUCCUGUCUUCUGUUGCCCAGCCUCUGUAGAUUGCCAGAGACAAGGUGGUGGGAAAGGAUUACCUUUUGUGUGACUACAACAGAGACGGGGACUCCUACAGGUCACCAUGGAGUAACAAGUAUGACCCGCCUUUGGAAGAUGGGGCCAUGCCAUCUGCUCGGCUGAGAAAGCUGGAGGUCGAAGCCAACAAUGCCUUUGACCAGUACCGAGACCUGUAUUUUGAAGGCGGUGUCUCAUCUGUCUACCUCUGGGAUCUGGAUCAUGGCUUUGCUGGGGUGAUCCUCAUCAAGAAGGCUGGAGAUGGAUCCAAGAAGAUCAAAGGCUGCUGGGAUUCCAUCCACGUGGUGGAAGUGCAGGAGAAAUCCAGCGGUCGCACCGCGCAUUACAAGUUGACCUCCACGGUGAUGCUGUGGCUGCAAACCAACAAGUCCGGCUCUGGUACCAUGAACCUCGGAGGCAGCCUUACCAGACAGAUGGAGAAGGAUGAAACUGUGAGCGACUGCUCCCCACACAUAGCCAAUAUCGGGCGCCUGGUAGAGGACAUGGAGAAUAAAAUCAGAAGUACGCUGAAUGAGAUCUACUUUGGAAAAACGAAGGACAUCGUCAACGGGCUGAGGUCUGUGCAGACUUUUGCAGACAAAUCAAAACAAGAAGCUCUUAAGAACGACCUGGUGGAGGCUUUGAAGAGAAAGCAGCAAUGUUAAACCUCUGCUUCGUGCUAACCGGACACGCCAUGCACUCGGUAGAUCCUUUCUUAGAAAACUCGUCUUCUGCUCCCUCUCCCUCGUCCCCCCGAAGGUCACAGCCUGCAUCAUCUGCUGACCGCACAGCGCAUCCCCCCGAGAAUAAAGCCCGAUAAACACCCUU
This is a messenger RNA of Tupaia belangeri chinensis (Chinese tree shrew), 1072 nucleotides long. It is a transcript of the gene CAPZB, whose product is annotated as capping actin protein of muscle Z-line subunit beta. The record is from RefSeq and is a predicted model, not a curated record. The transcript has 9 exons. Gene Ontology annotation, biological process: regulation of lamellipodium assembly; actin cytoskeleton organization; negative regulation of filopodium assembly. Lineage: Eukaryota; Metazoa; Chordata; Mammalia; Scandentia; Tupaiidae. Gene Ontology annotation, cellular component: F-actin capping protein complex; cytoplasm. Gene Ontology annotation, molecular function: actin filament binding.